Caenorhabditis angaria is the source of this 739-nucleotide messenger RNA. The record is from the annotation of a GenBank genome assembly. Lineage: Eukaryota; Metazoa; Nematoda; Chromadorea; Rhabditida; Rhabditidae.
AUGUCAAAACUGCCUAUUUUCCUGGUUUUUCAAAGUGGACGAGGAGGAUUCGAAAACGCCACGUGGCAAUUUAUUGCUGGCCUGUCUUAUUGCACUUUUAUUGAAUGGCAUGUUUUUGCAAAAUGUUUUGGUGAUUGUGAUUUCGGUGAAUCGAUUUACGUUGAUUUUUUUGAUGCGAAGAGCGGAAGAGGUGGGAAAAUUUUUGAAUUUUGAAAACAUAUAUUUUCAGCACUGGAAUCGUUGGCUUCCCUUCGUUUUCCCGGCUCUUUUCCUCCUCCCAUUCUAUUUCACCUAUCCAAUUUUCACCAAAAAUGCCUAUUUUGUGUAUUCGAAUUCAAGUGACAGCUAUAGUGCUUUUGCUGAAUACAACACUCAAAACAUCUGGCUUUUUCUCGAAUAUUUUAUGGGAUUCUCUACAAUUGUUUCGGCGAUUUUGAAUUUUUCCUGCUUUUUUCGACUGUUUUUGAUGGCGCAACGGGUUUCGAGUGGCGAGAAAAAUAUGUUGGUUUUCUCGUUUGUCUCGCUGCUUUCACAGACUUUUGCAUUGGUGUCUUUGGUGAGAAAAUUAAAAAAAAUGUUCGCAUCGAGUGUCGAACUUGGGUAUCUCACUCGCCAGCAAAACGCUCUACCACUGCGCUACGCGCGUUUUCUUUAGAAACACAUCAAAUGUUGAUGAAAAAGUGAUUUCCCCCGCUUUUUUCCAGAUCCUAAUGUCAUUGUACAUCUAUUCGCCAACUGA